This is a messenger RNA of Synchiropus splendidus (mandarinfish), 4612 nucleotides long. It is a transcript of the gene cabp7b, whose product is annotated as calcium binding protein 7b. Gene Ontology annotation, molecular function: calcium ion binding. The coding region runs from base 564 to 1205 and encodes 213 amino acids. The transcript is spliced from 5 exons. The record is from RefSeq and is a predicted model, not a curated record. NCBI's taxonomy places the organism in Eukaryota, Metazoa, Chordata, Actinopteri, Syngnathiformes, Callionymidae.
GAUGCAGCGCGUCUGUAUCAGAUGAGAAGAAAGAGUCACCCAGGAUUUCCCUUCCUCCCGCUUCCCAGGAAGAAAAAAACAAAAAUGUGAUCUAUUAAUCUUCGUCUGAAUCGUUCGCCGCAGGAUGCUGAGUCGCGAGAGGAAAGUGAUCCAGAUGUCAUGGAGAGACCGUUUGGAAGACGAAGGGAUUUAGAAAAUGGGCUAAAAUUACGCGCAUUCUACCGCAUUUUGACGCAAAGUGGAACUGUAACCGGACUUCCCAGGGUUCAUGUCUCUCGCUAAUGAAGCCGAAGGAAUAUGAAUAACCUGCUGUGACAGAAAGUUUUCGCUGUAAUUCUGACACAAAAAUGUGGACAUUGCGCUCCGAGUGCGUCUUGCAACAUCGCUGAGGCAUUUAAACUCCACAAACCAAAGAGGCUGAAGUUGGCAGUUGACUGUUCGCGUGAUUUAAAUGCGAUUUGGCUCCCAGAAAUCGCGGACAGAAGCGGAGGGUGUUUGUGAAAAGUCCGGAGAGCUGGUCUAUAUGAAGAUCGCCACUCGGCUUCUGGUGUUCCCUCGCAGAAAUGCCAGUGCGUGCAGUCACCACCAGGUUCAUGUACAAGGGGCUUUGCACUAUUCCAGAUGUCCUCACCUACCGGACCCCUGUUAGCCUGCCCGAGGACGAAGUGGAAGAGAUCCGAGAGGCAUUCAAGGUGUUCGACCGAGACGGGAAUGGUUUCAUCUCCAAGCAGGAGUUGGGCACUGCCAUGCGUUCUCUGGGCUACAUGCCCAAUGAGGUGGAGCUGGAGGUGAUCAUCCAAAGACUGGACAUGGACGGGGAUGGUCAAGUUGGCUUUGAAGAAUUUGUCACGCUACUCGGGCCCAAACUUUCAGCGACUGGAAUGCCGGAUAAGUUCCACGGAGCAGAUUUUGACUCUGUGUUCUGGAAGUGUGACAUGCAGAAACUGACCGUGGACGAGCUAAAGAGACUUCUGUACGACACUUUCCGUGAUCACCUCACCAUGAAAGACAUUGAGAAUAUCAUCAUGACGGAGGAGAACCACCUCAACAGCCCAGAGUCCCACGUGGACAUCGACACAAGCCCAACACAACAGGAAAAACACACGUGUGUGCGUAAAAGCCUGAUUUGUGCCUUCGCCAUUGCAUUCAUCAUCAGCGUGAUGCUCAUCGCGGCCAAUCAAAUGCUCCGAAGGGGAAUGAAGUAGACGAAACACGUCCAGCAGAGGACGGGUGGAAUUCAGGACUGACUCUAACAAAUGGAAACCAAAUACAUUCGAGCUGUUUCUGGUUUUGUUUUCACCCUGGGUCUCACACAAAUGCAUGAGGGAAACACCAGCACGAGAAGCUCGUACGGUCGACUAGCAACAAAACAAGUACAAAUGUACAGGAUUUAAACUAGAUGGGGGCAUGCCAACACGGACCAUAGUAAUCUGAUCCAGCAGACCACCAAAUAUAAGUCCAUAAAACCAGAUGUAUCACUACGUAUUUUGUUUAUUUUUUAAAACGUACCAAACAUACCAAAAGAUGGCAGCUGCAUGAAGCUGAAGUCCACAAAAGAGUGGAGAUAAACCUAGAAACGUCUCAGUGGGUCACAUUUCAUGCAGCUAGUAGAACGUUCCUUCACUUCAAUGGCCUUGUAUCUUAUUGCAACACUUGAGAAUUGACUUUAUUUUCUGCAAGAAAUUAUUUUUGGAUGGAUUUGCUGAUCAACCAGAACAUUAGAGGCCCUGCUCAUUCUGACCAGACAGCCAACUCGCCUUUUUACGCAGCAAGUCUCACAAGAGAGUCUGACAGGUAACAAGUUGCCUAUUCUACCUGAGAAAAUACUGACAAAAAUCCCACACUAAUGGCUCAUAUAUCUGCCAUCUUGAUUUUCAAUCCUGGCAAAAGGAUGUAGCAGCCAGUUUUAAUAUUGCUGUCCAUGUAUGUCACGGCAAGCACUGUGCAAGUUGGAAUAAUGUGCCGAAUACAUGACAUCAAUAACUGGUUCUCCUCAGGACGACUUAUUUUGCUUUACAUGCUUGUAAAAUACAUCCAAAGCACCGACAGAGUGCAGCAAGAGGACGUGUGUAUUCAGCAACCAUCCUCUUCAUAUGAACUAUUCUUUUGUUUUCAGUCAACAGAGAGGUACAUUAGGAUCACAUCUUAAUGGUGUAUUCUAGGACAGGGGGUCUGAACCUUGUGAAAUGACAUGAAAUGUGAUCAGUGGAAAGAUAUUUAUUUGUCAUUGAAAAGUCCAACCAGCAGCAGAACCAGGUGCAAGUCAUCAAAUUGUCUAAAAAAAUACACUUGAUGCAAACUGUUGAGAAAAUUGGAAAUUGGAAAAAAAUUAAUAACCCAUGUCUAAAUAUCAUAAAAUAAAAAUAGUAAUAAUAAAGUAUUUUAUUUAAACUCCAAAGAAGAGUAAAGUGUAAAUGAAUGUAUUGCCAUAAAAAUGUAAUUUUCAAAAGUGCUUCAACAGCUGCUUUCAUGAACAGUUUUUUUUUACUGGCAUUACUUUCUUUAUCAUUUUUUCUUUUAAAGAACUUCUCCAUAGUUGCAGCUGUCAAGUCAAUUCACUGACUCACUACUGCCACCAUACGUGGCUCAUGUGUUGAAACUGAGCGUCUCGCUGCCCUCGUGGCCCAGAGCGGUAAAACAAAAAAACUUUUAGCGGCCCUCAAGAGGCGGCCCAACCAUGGGCCCCGGCCCUGUGGUUAAGAAUCACUGUUCUAGGACUACAUGGAAGUGCGCUAAUCUAAGGUCAGUUUUCCAAGUUAAUCCCCCGCUGGACAUGAUCUCUUCAGUGUUCAGAGCGUCCUUCCAGUGUGACACGGUGGAACACCUCACCAGGCAGCACUGCCAGAUUAUCCACUCUCAACUUGGAAGAGCAGCAGCUCUACUCUGAGCCUCUACCGAACGACCAGUCCUUGAACCUCCGACAGAGGGUGGUAGAAGAAACUAUUUUCACCUGUUAGCAUCCAGAGCUUUCAGUCACUACACAAAGGUCAUGAUCUCAGGUGAUGGUACGAGGGUAGAUGCUCUGACUUUUGUCUCUGCUUUGUCUCCACCUGAACUGUCCAAUAAUUUCAGAGCCUCUUACAACCAAGAGUGGUCAUCCUAUAUUCAAUAUGUCUGCAACUCACGCACAAGCAUUUGAUCACAUGUAGAUAAUACUCCAAAAUCAUCUCAAUGUUUAGCGCAUAACUUUGACCACAAACAUCAUGGAGGGCAGUUUGGGAGCAAACAAACACAAGAGAGGUCUUAUAUGCAACAUCAACCUCAGCUACUUCUGACUUCCUCGGACAAUAGCACAGCACAUUUCCCUCUCAGUCACGACAUCCAUUUCUUAAAAGAUUUGAACAGGUGGAAUAUAUUCUGCCCCUCCACAGAGAGAUGCAAGUGAUAGACCAGUGCAAUCUGAUGGAAAAGAUUUUGGAGAAUUAAACUGACAAAAAUCACAAAACCUUGCUGUAUCACAAAACAUCCUGUGAAAUGAGUCGGAACAUCUUGUGCUGACCCUGUCUGCGCAUGACAUGGCGAAAAUGUCGCUGCAACAGGAGAGAUAAAGCGCCGAGUCAGUUCAUUUUGGUUCAGGAAAGUCGUUGAAAAAUGUAAAUGUAGUUCACGUGCAUGACGAUCCCAUUAGAAAUAAAUGUGUGUACUACAUGUGAGACAAGUGUUGACUAUAAUAUAUGUAUUCAAAUAAUUAUGCAAUUUGUAAAGGGGACAUUGCAAAAAAAAAAAAAAAAUGAACUCAGCAUUUGACAUUUUCUCAAGUGUGGUUUGAACUGUGGAACUGCUGACUGUGCAGUAUGCACUGACGAUGAAUCAACACAUAUCACAAAAACAAUUAUUUGUUUAUUUACUUUUGGCCCCUAUAUUAAUAUUAACCACCAAAACAGCAUCCAGUAUGAGUUGGCAUUAUUAUAUUUUCAUAGUAAUAUUAAAUCAGAUACACUUUAUUAUGAAUCAAAGAUUAUUUUGUAAAAAAAAAACAUAAAAAGACAAAAAUAUAUGUUUAAUUUCUCCUAUUUGAUCAGUUUCCAAAUCAUGUUUAAUUUAAGAAAUAUGUUCUUAUUAAUGCUUUCUGGUCAAAGCAGAAUCAUGUGGUGAAAUGUGUUUGGCAAUAAAGUGAAUAAUUGAUAUUGUAGCUGAAACCUAUUUAUGUGACAUGACAUUACCUCUUUCUGUGGACAUAUCAUGUAAAUGAAAGUGAAUGUAAAGUACAGUUACUGUAUCAAAGACAUGUAUAAGCAGAUAUAAUUCGUAUGAUGUCUGUUAGAGUGUUAAACUGAGCUGGUUCACAUGCACUUUUGUUUGGUUUGCACUGUAGUUGCGUCCUGUUUGGUGCCUUUGUCAUAGCUAGACCACAAAACUGCACUGUCAUGCCUUUGCUUUCAGGCCAUUUGAAUGAACAAUUCAGUCAACAAAUAUUACGAUGAAAAAUGGCUUAUUUGGCAAAUGUAUAUUUUCAUCACCUCCCAAAUAUCAAUGUAAUGUUUCAAAUACCUGUAAUGUUUCACUAGUUUUUUUCUUUCUGUAGUUGUUGCAGAUGUAGAGGAAACAGCAUCAAUUAUUCACGGGUGUAAGUGGUGUCUAGAUGCAUGUGGUCCAAUAAAAAAAGGCAAUA